AUGCGGCUUCAUUCACUCAUUCAACUCGCCGUGCCUCUAUUGGCGACCGCGGCUUCCGCUGCCGAAGGUCCCAUUGUUGACCUGAAGUAUGCGAAAUAUCAAGGCACAUUCAACUCAACCUCGAAUCUCAAUAUAUUCAGAGGACAUAACCCAUCCAUAUCAACCUCCAUGAUCUUACCUCAUCCUAGAAUCCGCUAUGCAGCCCCUCCAACAGGCGACCUCCGCUGGAAACUCCCCCAAGAACCAACAUCCAGCGGCACCAACUCAAACAACGACAGCCUGACCCCAGCCACAGCGAACCCGCCGCGAUGCCCAUGGGCUCGUCGCUCCCUCCACUUUGCCUUCGCCGGCGACGAGGACUGCCUCUUUUUAAAUGUCUUCGCCCCCGCCGGCGCAACAUCACAGCCCAACCCCUUUCCUGUGGUGGUAUGGAUUCACGGCGGCGGCUAUAGCCUAGACUCAGCUUCCUCCUUUGACUUUUCCUCGCAAAUCACGACGAAUAACAACACCUACGUGGCAGUUGUGAUCCAGUACCGUCUCGGGGCGUUUGGGUUCCUUUCCUCAGAGGAGCUCGUCAAGGGCGGAGGAGUGGCGAAUGCCGGGUUGUGGGACGUGGUUCACGCAUUACGGUGGGUGAAGACGCAUGUGAGCAAGUUUGGCGGCGACCCGAGAAAGGUGACUGUCGCGGGCCAGUCUGCUGGUGCGGGAGGGGCGUUAUUAUUGGCUGCAAGUGAUGAGGCUGUUGGGCUGUUUGAUGGUGUUAUUGCGAGUAGUCCGUACUUGACUACUCUGCCGAAACACGACGGCGCCAGACCGACGAGGGCAUACAAAAGCCUAGCAGAGCGCAUAGGCUGCUCCACAAACACCACCUCGCCAUCCCUCCUCUCCUGCCUCCAGAAAGCAGACUCCCUCACACUCCAGAACGCAAGUGACUGGGUAAGUACCCAAGGCCGCUACGGCCAAUGGGAAUGGCGGCCCGUCCUCGACGGCAAACUCGUCAGAGAGACCCUCGCGCAGGAGCUCUCACAAGGGAAAGCAGGCGUCAACGGGCGUAGAGUACUCACCAGCAACGUCGCGGAUGAAGGACCGUACUUCACGUGGCAGAACAUUACUACCCAGGCACAUUUUGUCUCGUUUGUGGAGAGUAACUUCCCCGCGCUCUCGGCGGGCAAUGUUUCCGAGGUGCUCGCGACCUACGCGCAGAAGCAUGAGGCUUUUCUUACUGCCAAUUCGAGGGAUGCGAAUAAUACGGACCCCGGGUUCAGCACCAACGGCCUUGAGUCGCCGUACGCGACUACGGUAUCGGACUACGCAACGGGCUGGCAGCAGGCUGCCAACAACUUCUACGCCGAGGCGACGUUUGUGUGCCCCUCGCACUGGCUUGCCAAUGCGUACGCCGCCAAGGAGGGGGCGAAAGCGUGGCGGUAUCAGUAUAGUGUGCCGCCUGCGUACCACGGCGUCGAUGUUGGUUCGGGGUCGGAUUUUGAUGUGUUGCUUGCGCCGGUUGAUACGCCUGGUACGGCGGUGACGAUGCCUUUGCGGCGGGCGCUGCAGAAUGCUUGGGGGCAGUUUAUUACUCGCGGGGAGGAAUUAGUUCUUGGCGAGGGCGGAGGCAACGCGACCGUGUGGCCGGCGUGGAAAGAGGGUGGGAGAGGAGUUGCCAAUAUGUUGAAUGCGAAUAUGACUGGUGGAGUGCCGGUUGGUAAGGUGACUUCAUUUGAUGGCAUGGUUAGUUUGAACAUUACUAGCUAUACUCCCGGCGAUGCCGAGAAUUCACCGCUGGAAGCCGUGUUGAAGAUUGUUGAUGGGGAUAAGUGGGAGGAUGGUCGAGGAGAGAGGUGUCGAUUGUUGGCGGAUCUGAGUGCUUGGCUUUUCGACUGAUGCAAUGCAGCAUACGCUGUGCAAAUCGGAUACCAACAUGGUCCUCACGUCUAGAAUCACUGAGGCUAAUGAAUGUGGCUUCAUCAGUCAUGAACUUGUCUGAGAGUUUCCUCGUCGUCUUAGUUCCAAAAGAUACUCGCCAGGAGAACCUCAGAGCGACUCGAUGCACAAGCAAACGACUAAAGUUUGGUCAUGGCUUCUUUCCCUCUUUCCGCUCCCAAAUGCUUGGAAAGUUGGAAGGCAAUCUGUUGUCCAAUGGGUCCAUCUCACCAUACUUGAGGCAGUUGAAGAGGGAGAGGUUCAUUGCUGGCGCGCAUGUUUCGGUUCGGUCGAUUACCCGAUUAGGCAAGGUUCCGGAUGGUCCCCUCGGCAUCUCGGCCCCGCGAAAUUGGCCAUUGAUUUUGUAUUUAAAGCGCU
Molecule: messenger RNA, 2298 nt
Organism: Colletotrichum godetiae
Lineage: Eukaryota; Fungi; Ascomycota; Sordariomycetes; Glomerellales; Glomerellaceae
Product: carboxylesterase
Exons: 4
Coding region: 1-1881 (626 amino acids)
Source: RefSeq, a predicted model, not a curated record